AUGAGCAAAUAUGAAUUCAAGAAAUGCAACAGCAUCCUGGAACCGCAGCUCAAAGCAAUAGCGAAGGCAUCCACUGCGCAGACCACAACAACAGCAAAUGAUCGGAUAAAAGUGGAGGCGAGGAUCCGAGUGGAAACACCGCCUGCAGCACCUCCCGCGGAUGAAUUUGACGAUGACGAGCUGCUGCGAUUGGCCGACAUUGCCGCGGAUCUGGAGGACUCAGCUCCGUCCACAUCGAAAAUUUGCAGGCAACCGUCAAGAUGUGUGCGCCAGGAAGCCGCGGCAUCCGUUCCGUAUCGUCCUCGAGAAAGCUGCAAGAUUGUUUCAAGCGAUGAGCAGGAAAUCGAUUUUCCCGAUUCUCCCAACGAUCUUUUCGAUACCGAUGAACAACCCGAUGAGAUAGUUGACGAUGGCAAGUUAUUGGAUUGUGGCAAAAAUAUCGGCCAUCAAGACGAGAGCUCGAUCGAAGUGAUAACCCUUUCUCCGGAUUUUCCACCUUCUGCUUCGCGUAAAAAGCCAAAUGUUGUGCCGCUCUACGACAAUGACAUCUACGAUAAUGGCAUGGAUAACGGCGAAUUGCAAGAGGAAUGGCCUUCGACUUCCCAUGUAGCAGAUAAUAAGAACAGAGCCGAAGAUGUGCGACUUUUGUCAUACGGCUGCGAGAAGCGAAGACAUGAUAUGCAUGGGCAGUUUCGCGCAUUUUUGCAAGACGAUGGAGAGCAGUUCGAAGACGAAGCAAAGCUGCUGGGACAAAAGAGGCGCGACGAGUUGUAUCGUAUCCUGAAAUCUAAAUUUGGCUUCAAUAAUUUCCGACAUCGACAGAAACAGGCUAUUGUUGCAGCUCUGCUUGGCCACGAUUGUGCCGGCAAGAGCUUAUGUUAUCAGCUUCCGGCUGUUUUAUCGAACGGAAUCACAGUUGUCAUAUCGCCUUUAAAAUCCCUUAUUGAAGACCAAAAAAUGAAAAUGAAAGAACUCGAG
Gongylonema pulchrum is the source of this 978-nucleotide messenger RNA. Lineage: Eukaryota; Metazoa; Nematoda; Chromadorea; Rhabditida; Gongylonematidae. The record is from the annotation of a GenBank genome assembly.